This is a messenger RNA of Nicotiana tabacum (common tobacco), 431 nucleotides long. RefSeq lists its product as uncharacterized. Gene Ontology annotation, biological process: cell fate determination. Lineage: Eukaryota; Viridiplantae; Streptophyta; Magnoliopsida; Solanales; Solanaceae. The record is from RefSeq and is a predicted model, not a curated record.
AUGGCAGCAUUCAUCAAAGUCCUUGGCUUAGUUCUUUCUCUUGCUUUCAUAGCUGAAGGUUUCAGAUGCAAUCCUGGAAUUGUAAUUAGCCAACAAAAACUUAGCGGAACUGUCAACGGACAACAAGUUUGGAAUGCAACUGUGGAAAAUACAUGUGAUUGUGUUCAACUUCAUGUUUCACUAAGCAUUCCCAAUUUCGAUUCUGUUACCAAAGUUAACACUACCGUUAUCUCUAAAUCACAUGACGAUAUCUAUGACGUUAACGGAGGUCUUCCAAUUUACCCACACACUGGUGUCUUCUUUACUUAUGCUGGCCAAAAUCUUAACAUUACAACAAAUGAUCGCACAGAGGCUUGUGAUUGAAAAUAUUAUAUUAUAGAGAAUUUUCCUUGAUUUUUAUACUGUAAAAGAAAGAAUAAUAUUUGUGCUUG